AUGACCAGCUAUGGGGGCCCGUCCAUAUUGAACCCUGAAUUUAGACGCACUCUCAGUGGUGUCGUUGGUGUCACUGGCCCUAUGCCGAUGGUUUCCCCGCCUGUCCCCGAUGCCUCUGCCCUGCGAACCACCGCCGCCAGAUCCAACGGCCCGGUAUUAGGAUCUCUCUUAUCUGGUCCUGGGCCUAUCCCUGGCCCUGGCGCUCCUCAGGGGCUGGACGCCGACAAGGCUCAGCCAAUGAAAAAGCGAAGAGGCGGGAACCGGAGGGCCUGUAACGAGUGCAAGCAGCAGAAGCUUCGAUGCGAUAUCGUCCAAGUCCCGGCAUCGACGUCAGCCCGCUCGCCCUGUUCGCGAUGUAAGAGGUUGAAUAUCGACUGCAAGGUAGAGCAGUCGUUUAAGCGUAUUUCAAAAAGACGUCGCAAUGCAGAGAUGGAAAGAGAGAUUGCCGACCUUCGUCGUCGACUAGCCACCGGCGAGCGCGCCGAAGGCUUGGUUGAUGGCGACGGUCACGAGAUGAACCAUUCUUCUGGGGAAGUCUAUUAUGAUGCUCAUUCUCCGCCUACUUCGUCACGAGCAUCUGUCUCGGUUGAGCAUCAGCCAUCCCCGUUGAGGCGGUCCUUGGUUCCCACGGACAGUCCCAUGUCCCACAGCGCCAAUGCAUGGGUUCUCGAGGAUAUUUCGCUGUCGAAGCAGCGUGUCGAUCGGCUUUUUGACCAAUACUUUAAAUUCUACCACCCCUUCCUUCCGUUGCUUGAUCCAACAAAAGAUCCUGAAGAAUGUCGCAGUUGCUCCGAUGUUCUGGCAUGGACAGUCAUUUGCGUGUCCAGCCGACGCUGCCCAUACGAGUCUGGAUUGCUGGUCUCGCUCUCCGCCCCUUUUACUAUGCAGCUGGGUUUGCAUCGUCCGGUGCAGCCAGAGGAGUUUACUACGUUUCGAAUGGAGGUCAGGGGAGAGGAGCUAAAGGAUCGUCUACAGACGUGGGUUCUCUGUAACCUCGUUGCACAAAACGUCGCCACUGGAUAUGGCCAACCGCCGAGCACCAUCUACGACUGGGCUUUGGAGCCCGCCUCUCUCAGAGCAGCUGAUUACCGGCUGCCGGAUGAACUCAAGGUCAGAUUGCGGAUUGAAAAGUUCUGCGACCGAGUGACCAGAAGCCUAUACAACGGCCGACCAGAGCCGUCGGAAUUCCUGAGCAUGGACAAAUUGCUUCUUGUCGGAAUUUUAGAGAACGAAUUGAAAGAGAUGGAAUUGGAUUUCGGUGAUGACCUUUCACAAAUCAACUUGAUACACUUGCGAGCGGCAAAUUUGCAUCUUCGAUACUUUGUGUUCUUGAGCCAAAAUGCCCGAAGCGACGAUCUCACGAAUUUAUUUCUUGCAACCACAUCCUUCCUCGGACGGGUGCUCGAACUCGAAACAUCUCCUGGAAACCUGCUCAUCCAUGCCACCAACUACAUCCUCCAAAUGAUCGUCUCGGCUGCGUUCGCCUUGAUGAAAUUGCUCAAAAGCUCAUUUGCGCGACAAAUCGACAUUGACCAUGGCAAAUUCUUGUUCAACGGCGCAAUCUCAUCGAUCCGCAGGAUCAGCGUCGUCGACAAUGACCGACCCGUUCGCUUGGCGAACGUCAUUUCUCAAAUGUGGAACGCAGGUAGUUCAGGCGACGAUGCGCUCCAUCUCGGGAUCCGAAGUCGAAUGAGUAUGAGCCAUGUAUACGACACAGUAUGGCGCUGGCGACGACGAUUUCGACAACAAAAAGCCCCUGACGACUCACAAGGAAACAUAACCCAACCACAAACCACAACCGGCGUUCCAGGCCCGCAACCGGAUCAUACCCUAAACAAUGCAUCGUGGAUGCUGCCCACCAACUUUGAGGACAACGCGUUUAUGAGCGAAGCCAGCUUUUCGGACUUUUUCGAUUCGCUGAAUUGGGUUUUUGACGGUGUGCCUGAUUCUAUUAUUGCGCCGCCUGUUCUAUGA
This is a messenger RNA of Talaromyces amestolkiae, 1974 nucleotides long. RefSeq lists its product as uncharacterized. Gene Ontology annotation, biological process: regulation of DNA-templated transcription. The transcript is spliced from 8 exons. Gene Ontology annotation, cellular component: nucleus. Gene Ontology annotation, molecular function: zinc ion binding; DNA-binding transcription factor activity, RNA polymerase II-specific; transcription cis-regulatory region binding. The record is from RefSeq and is a predicted model, not a curated record. The coding region runs from base 1 to 1974 and encodes 657 amino acids. Lineage: Eukaryota; Fungi; Ascomycota; Eurotiomycetes; Eurotiales; Trichocomaceae.